AUCGCGCGCGGGCCCUGGGACCCAUGCUGCGCCCGCGCCAGUAACGCGAUCAGCCCCGAACGGCACACACGAUGAUCGCGCACGCGCACGCGCUCGCCGCUGCGCUGUUAUGUGCGCUGGCCGGCCAGCUCGGUGCUGGAGCCAGUCUACACUGCGCUAUGAGAAGAGAAAUUUCACCCUGCACCUGUCGACGCGAGGAAACUGGCACCGGUGCCAUUCUAGUGGUUUGCCAACGAAUUACUGCUUAUGAAGACAUUGCACGAGCUCUCACCAACAAAUUCAGCCCUGAAACGAAGAUUGGCCUGGAUAUCUCCUACUCGCAACUUCCAGACUUUGCGGAUCAUAGCUUCCGAGAACUUGGUCUUUCCAUUACAAGGCUCAAGUUAAACUUCGACAACUUAAGUGAAUUGAAAGAAAGUGUAUUCACGAAGUUGGACCUGGUGGACUACUUCAGCUUGGCAGACAACUUGCUGGCGGACAUGCCGCGGCAUGUUCUGCGUCACCUGCCACACGUUAAAACGCUCGACCUCUGUAGAAACAAAAUUGUAAAACUCACCGAGGAGGAUUUCAAGGACAUACAAGAAGUAGAACAUCUUGUAGUAGCAGAUAAUCAGAUAUCCAAAAUCGAGAAAAACGCGCUACCGAAAGCCCUGAAGCAUGUUCACCUUGGAAUCAAUAAACUGACCUCACUGAAUGGAGCGCUCAGAGACUUGGAUGAUCUGGAAUGGAUAUUCAUCAAUGCAAACAACUUAAAAUCCAUAGAUAAUGAACUUCCAAUCAAAGCAAAGAAAAUUGUCCUCAUUCAUGCUGCUCGCAACGAAUUAGAAAAUUUACCGAAGGAUUUGAGACAAAUGCCUUCUUUAGAAUCUCUUUAUUUUUACGAUAAUCACAUAAAAUCUCUGGACGGAGCCCUGCAAAAGUCGCGACGUUUAAUGAGGAUAGGACUUUCGUUCAACAAAAUUGAAUUUCUUGCAGAAGACGAAUUUGCAGAGGCGGAAGUUCUUGCUGAUUUAGAUAUUGCUUAUAAUCAACUGAAAUCGUUAAACGGCUCUCUUCGCAGUCUAAAAUCCUUACGAUACUUGAAUUUGACAAACAAUCUAUUAACGGAGUUUUCAUUACAAGAAAUCAAAGGACUAAAACGAUUAUCGGUUAUCGAUCUAUCCCAUAACAAAAUCAAUCAUGUUACUGGGAAUAUGGAGAAUCUAGUGGAUGUUGAGACGCGUGUUCUGGAAUUGAGACUCGACCACAACCGUCUUCUCUCCUUGGGAGGAGCAUUGAUGGGUCUACACGGUCUAUUGCGGUUAAAUCUAAGCAACAAUCAACUGCAGCAAAUAUCACCAGAUGACCUUAUCGGUCUGGAGGACUUGAGGUUACUGGACAUAUCUCACAACCACAUCUCAUCAUUAGAAGAAACUUCAAAGACCUUUUUGCCGUCAUUAGAGGAGUUGAUAGCGCAUCACAACAACAUCACUGCGCUAGAUAAGGAUUUCCAUGGACUGCCCUCGCUUUGCCUGGCUGAUCUGUCUUACAAUCAAAUUCAAUCUAUGAACUAUGAUCUCGUAGCAAAGUCACGUUGCACUAUCAAUGGAAUACCCAGUAUUCUGAAGAUAUACCUUCAAGAUAACCCCGUACUGUGUGACGACCGACUUUACGAGUUAAUGACUGUAUUGGAGAGUUUAAAUGCACGCGUUAGCGGCGUAUCAACCUGUGUGGCGCCACAGACCACCGCGCCGGUGCUCAUGCGGGCACUCAACGACAUAGUGCCGCAGGAGGACCCGCCCGUCAUCGUAGUAACGCACGUGGGCAACGGAGUGCGCGUGGUAGAGGGCGAGGCGGUGCCGCCGGGCCCGCAGCUGGCGUACCGCCGCGUCGGCGCGCUCAUCGGGCACCUGAUGCCGGAGCGCGAGGGCGGCCUGCCCGUGCUGGUGGAGCCGCCAGUCACGCUGCCCGCCGCCAGCAGCAACGUAGUCGUCAAGUGGCCGGACGAGCGGCGGCCGGAGGACCACGCGCACCCCCUCGCCGACCACCUGCGGCUACGCGACCUGAACACGUCGCCGCAGUGAGAAUGUUUGUCAUAGGCGCCGCGACGCGCACGCCGACGCCAUCGAACUGAGUGCUUCGCCUUAGAAAAUAUACUGCCUCUAUAGACUAGGGCAGAGUGUCUUAUGAUUCGAUCGGGUGCAUGGAAAACUAUACAAGAUACCUUCCUAUUUGUUUAGGUCUGCGCUGUAAAUAGGAGCGCUUAUUAGGUACAUCAGAUAUGCAUCCUUCAAGAGGUAUUCAUACAGCGUCGAGCGACAUGUAGGUAAUAGAUUAUAUUGUAAUAAAAACAAUUUGAGUGAAUGUGUGGCCGAUGUUUCACUUCAAAAUGUGAUAUACCUAACAUUAAAGUAAUUCUGAAAUUAAUGACCUCAUAUAUUAUCACAGCACUCUUCAAAAUUUCAUAUUUAAAUUAUUGGUGAAACUGUAACUAAAGAUUAUAAUUUAUGUAACAAAAUAUUGUGUAAGUUAAAGAAUAUUUCUAUGUGUUAUAUUAUAUUUAUAUUGUGGAUUAACAUUACUAAUAAAAAUUGUAAGCAGUGCUAACAUAGUCAUUCAUUUGUUUCCAAAUAGAUUGACCUGUUAAAUUAACUUAUGUUUAAAGUUUCUGGACUUUUAUUUAGAUAUAAUUUUAACUUGUAGUUUUCAUGUGUAAUCAUUCAACCGUUAAGUAGAACGUUGUGUUUGUAGCUUUAGAUGCCACUGUAUGGAGAAAAAUAUGGAUGUAGUUGUUGUUUCGAAUAAAUAUUACUUUAUAACGUGUUUUUAAUUUACCAAUAAAAUUCAAUUUGGUAAC
This is a messenger RNA of Pectinophora gossypiella (pink bollworm), 2836 nucleotides long. RefSeq names its product leucine-rich repeat-containing G-protein coupled receptor 4 (gene ltl). Bases 72 to 2063 code for a protein of 663 amino acids. The transcript is spliced from 8 exons. The record is from RefSeq and is a predicted model, not a curated record. Gene Ontology annotation, molecular function: protein binding. Gene Ontology annotation, cellular component: plasma membrane. Lineage: Eukaryota; Metazoa; Arthropoda; Insecta; Lepidoptera; Gelechiidae.